AUGGUGUAUGGACAAGAGCUAAAAGUUAACAUGGGGGCCAGCGAAGGCCCGCUGGCAGGAAGGUUGAAAAUUAGGCGAAAGGGAAAGAAAUUCGCACAGUUGAGACCUUCCUCAUGUUGCUCACGCGAACCAUCGACGAUACGCAUACCGGCGCUUUCCCUUUCCAUUUCUUUCUUCUUAACUUUCGUUGAAAGGAACAGCGCAGAAAGCGGCGGAGGGCUAUAUCCACCUGGUCUCUUGCCACUCAUAGAUAGAGCCAAUACAUUGCUCUCAACGGGACAAUCCAAUGAAGCUGCAAACGUUCACUCAGAGGCGAUCGGUCCUUCACUACAAACAGGCUACUGCAUACCUGUCUCUUUCGAGGCAUUAGCAUUGGAUGAUCUUGACAUAGUGCUUAAAAAAACGUCAAAACACCUUAGAGCUAUCCCACCACCGCUGGUGUUUCCAAUCAAUCCCCUUCCUUUCGAAGGGAAUCCGGAAUCCGGAAUUCUUAGGCACCAGUGCAACAUAAUAUGUACUUCAGCUCGGUUUCCACCAGGCCUAAUUCCGUGUCGGAUGGUGUGA
Messenger RNA from Marasmius oreades (fairy-ring Marasmius), 564 nucleotides. RefSeq lists its product as uncharacterized. Bases 1 to 564 code for a protein of 187 amino acids. NCBI's taxonomy places the organism in Eukaryota, Fungi, Basidiomycota, Agaricomycetes, Agaricales, Marasmiaceae. The transcript has 4 exons. The record is from RefSeq and is a predicted model, not a curated record.